Penicillium concentricum is the source of this 675-nucleotide messenger RNA. Its product is annotated as Mpv17/PMP22 family protein. NCBI's taxonomy places the organism in Eukaryota, Fungi, Ascomycota, Eurotiomycetes, Eurotiales, Aspergillaceae. The record is from RefSeq and is a predicted model, not a curated record. The transcript has 5 exons. Gene Ontology annotation, cellular component: cytoplasm; membrane. The coding region runs from base 1 to 675 and encodes 224 amino acids.
AUGUCCGUCAAGUUCCAAGAGGAGACCGUCCGCACCGUCACGGGCGGCGGCAAGUCUGAAGACCUCGUGCACCGUGUCGGUGAGCGAUUGACUGGUGGAAAGACAGCCUCUGGAUAUCUCCAGGCCUACCUCCUCCAGCUCCAGAAGAACCCGCUGCGCACCAAGAUGCUCACCUCUGGUGUGCUCUCCGGUCUGCAGGAGCUGCUGGCUUCAUGGAUCGCCCACGAUGUCGGCAAACACGGCCACUACUUCAGCUCGCGCAUCCCCAAGAUGUCGCUGUACGGAAUGUUUAUCAGCGCGCCCCUCGGCCACUUCCUCAUUGGCAUCUUGCAGAAGAUCUUCGCCGGCCGCACAAGUCUCAAGGCCAAGAUUCUUCAGAUCCUCGUUAGCAAUCUGAUUAUCUCCCCUAUCCAGAACAGCGUCUACUUGACCUCCAUGGCUGUUAUCGCUGGUGCGCGCACCAUCCAUCAGGUUCGCGCUACCGUUAAGGCUGGCUUCAUGCCCGUCAUGAAGAAGUUCCUCCCCGAGCACACCUGGGUGCCCUUCUUCAACAUUGUCGGCUUCUUUAUUGGAACCUAUGUCAACACCCACACCAAGAAGAAGCGUCUCGAAGCUCUCCGGAAGCGUUACGACCAGCGCCGCGACCCUGGCUACGAGAAGCGCGACUUCCCUUAA